This is a messenger RNA of Acanthopagrus latus (yellowfin seabream), 7480 nucleotides long. RefSeq names its product formin-like 2a (gene fmnl2a). Gene Ontology annotation, cellular component: cytosol. Bases 710 to 4108 code for a protein of 1132 amino acids. The record is from RefSeq and is a predicted model, not a curated record. Gene Ontology annotation, molecular function: actin filament binding; small GTPase binding. Gene Ontology annotation, biological process: regulation of cell shape; cortical actin cytoskeleton organization; cell migration. The transcript has 27 exons. Lineage: Eukaryota; Metazoa; Chordata; Actinopteri; Spariformes; Sparidae.
AGAAGUAGAAGAAGAAGAAGUAGGAGGCUUACUCCUGAAAGAGCUCAUUGUAGGGAGGGUAUGGGAGUGUGUGCAGCCGCGGUGUGUGUGUCCUGAGUGUGUGUGUGUGAAGCCCCCUCCCCUCCUCAAACGAGCCGGUCAGCAGCGGAGGGAUUAGAGGAGGCAGCUCCGCACACUACAACUCACAGGCGGACGGAGGGGGGAGACUGCAACAAGCGUGUGAAUCAUGCCCGUCGUCAUUACUACCGACUGGGAGUGGAGCCGAAAUUGUGCAAGAUACGGAUAACAGCGAGGAAGAAGAAGAAGAAGAAGAAGAAGAGUGGGGAUAUCGAGUCAAGUUUCCAGGUCCGCCGUUAAAAUGCCUCAUAACACCCAGGGGCUCCUCUACUGCUUCUCCUCCACCUCCUCCUGCUCCUGCUCCUGCUGCUGCUGUUGGGACCCGUCGCAUUAUGCUGCCUCCCUCACACGCGCUUUAUGUUGAAGAAGAAGAAAAAGAAGAAGAAGAAGUGAGCAGGAGAGAAGCUGUUCAGGCGCAAGUGAGCGAGAAAAGAUAAAAGAAACCAAAGGGGGAUAUUUGUUUUGUUUUGUUUUGUUUUGUUUUUUAUCGCCGUGCGGAGAAUUUAUUUUUUAAGUGGGAAAAGAGAGGAGAGUGACGGAGGAGAGGAGAGAGGAAAGGUGGGGGUGAAAAGUUGUUGGUCAACGAGGAAACAUGGGGAACGCGGGGAGCAUGGACCAGCACACUGAUUUCAGAGGACACAACAUGCCUCUGAAACUGCCCAUGCCUGACCCAGGUGAACUGGAGGAAAGAUUUGCAACCGUGCUGAACUCGAUGAAUCUUCCUCCGGACAAAGCACGUCUGUUGCGGCAGUAUGACAACGAGAAGAAGUGGGAACUCAUCUGUGAUCAGGAACGAUUCCAAGUGAAAAACCCGCCUCACACGUACCUCCAGAAGCUGAGGAGUUAUCUAGACCCAGCAGUCACAAGAAAGAAAUUCAGACGGAGGGUUCAGGAGUCCACCCAAGUCCUGAGAGAACUGGAAAUUUCGUUACGGACCAAUCAUAUAGGGUGGGUGAGAGAGUUCUUGAAUGAAGACAACAAAGGCCUGGAUGUGCUGGUGGAGUAUCUUUCUUUUGCACAGUAUGCCGUCACGUUUGAUGGAGACUCUCUGGAGAACAACCCUGAGGCUGUGAUGGAUAAGUCUAAACCCUGGAGCCGCUCUAUAGAAGACCUACAUGGAGGAAGCACCCUGCCAUCACCCAUCACUGGGAAUGGCAUCACACGUGCUGGGCGACAUUCCACGUUACGUUGCAACACGCUGCCGAGUCGGAGAACUCUGAAAAACUCAAGGCUGGUCUGCAAGAAAGACGACGUCCACGUCUGCAUCAUGUGCCUGCGCGCUAUCAUGAACUACCAGUAUGGCUUCAACAUGGUCAUGUCACACCCACAUGCUGUGAAUGAAAUUGCACUAAGUCUCAACAAUAAAAACCCAAGAACGAAAGCUCUCGUCCUGGAGCUCCUGGCGGCAGUUUGUCUCGUGAGGGGAGGCCACGAAAUUAUUCUCUCCGCGUUCGACAACUUUAAGGAGGUGUGUGUGGAGACGCAGCGGUUCGAAAAGCUAAUGGAGUAUUUCAAGAACGAGGACAACAACAUCGACUUUAUGGUGGCCUGUAUGCAGUUCAUCAACAUAGUCGUGCACUCAGUGGAGGACAUGAACUUCAGAGUUCAUCUACAGUUCGACUUCACCAAGCUGUGUCUGGACGACUACUUAGACAAACUAAAGCACACAGAGAGUGAUAAGCUGCAGGUCCAGAUCCAGGCGUACUUGGAUAAUGUGUUUGAUGUUGGAGCCCUUCUGGAGGAUGCCGAGACCAAAAACGCUGCCCUGGAGCGCGUGGAGGAGCUGGAGGAGAACAUGUCGCAUAUGACGGAGAAGCUGCAGGACAUGGAGAACGAGGCCAUGUCCAAGAUCGUGGAGCUGGAGAAGCAGCUGAUGCAAAGGAACAAGGAUCUUGAAUCCAUCAGGGAAGUCUACAAAGACACCAGCACGCAGGUCCACUCGCUGCGGCAGAUGUUGAAGGAGAAGGAUGAGGCCAUCCAGCGGCAGAGUAACCUAGAGAAGAAGAUCCAUGAACUGGAGAAACAAGGCACCAUCAAGAUCCACAAGAAAGGAGAUGGAGACAUCUCCAUCCUGCCCACGCCAUCCUCGGGUGUGGAGGGCUCGUCGGGGGUCAUGAUGGGAGGAAACGGUGUCGCUGUUGGUCCAAACCAUGUGGGAAUUGUUGCGGGCGCGCCUGCUCCACCGCCUCCACCACCACCUCCACUGCCAGUGAACGGCACAUUGUUGAACGGACCAUCAUCAGUCAUUCCUGCAGCACCAGCUCCGCCUCCUCCACCACCUCCCCCUCCACCACCACCUCCUCCCCCAGGGCCAGCCUCGGAGAUCUCAGCACCUCUGCCUCCUCCGCCUCCUCCUGUAGCCCCUCCUCUGCCUGGCUGUGGCACACCGACUGUCAUCAUGAACUCCGGGUUAGCGGAGGGACCCAUCAAACUUUUCUCUGUCAAGAUCAAGAAACCCAUCAAGACAAAGUUCCGUAUGCCCGUCUUCAACUGGGUCGCUCUGAAACCAAACCAGAUCAAUGGGACUGUCUUCAACGAGAUCGAUGAUGAGAGGAUACUCGAGGACCUGAACGUGGACGAGUUUGAGGAGAUGUUUAAGACGAAGGCCCAGGGACAGGCAAUUGACAUCACCAUGAACAAGCAGAAGGUCAUCCAGAAGGGGCCCAACAAGGUGACACUGCUGGACUCCAACAGAGCAAAGAACCUGGCAAUCACACUGAGGAAAGUGGGCAAGACUCCUGAAGAGAUCUGCAAGGCCAUUCAGAUCUUCGACUUACGGACUCUGCCGGUGGACUUUGUGGAGUGUCUGAUGCGCUUCCAGCCCACAGAGAAUGAGAUCAAAGUCAUGCGGCAGUUUGAGAAGGAGCGCAAGCCCAUUGAGAGCCUGACGGACGAAGACCGCUUCAUGAUGCAGUUCAGUAAAAUUGAGCGGCUCAUGCAGAAGAUGACCAUCAUGGCGUUCAUCGGCAACUUCUGCGAGAGUGUGCAGAUGCUCACGCCGCAACUUCAUGCCGUCAUUGCAGCAUCUGUGUCCAUCAAGUCGUCACAGAAGCUAAAGAAAAUCCUUGAGAUUAUCUUGGCGCUUGGAAACUACAUGAACAGCAGCAAAAGAGGAGCUGUGUACGGUUUCAAGCUGCAAAGUUUAGACUUGCUACUUGAUACCAAGUCGACGGACCGCAAGUUAACGCUUUUACACUACAUAGCCAAUGUGGUAAAGGAGAAAUAUGCCCAAGUUUCUCUCUUCUACAAUGAGCUGCACUACGUGGAGAAAGCUGCAGCAGUGUCGUUGGAGAAUGUCCUGUUGGACGUCAAGGAGCUGAACAGAGGCAUGGAGCUGACCAAACGAGAGUACAGCAUGCACGGACACAACACCAUGCUGAAAGACUUCAUUGCACACAAUGAGAGCAAGCUGAAGAAGCUGCAGGAUGAUGCCAAGAUUGCACAGGACGCCUUCGACGAGGCGGUGAAGUUCUUCGGGGAGAACUCCAAAACGACGCCACCCUCUGUCUUCUUCCCUGUGUUUGUGCGAUUUGUUAAAGCUUACAGGCAAGCGGAGGAGGACAAUGAGCAGAGAAAGAGACAGGAGCAGCUUCUGAUGGAGAAACUUCUGGAACAGGAGGCUAUGAUGGAGGAAGAUCAGAAGUCUCCAUCUCAUAAGAACAAGCGGCAGCAGCAAGAGCUGAUCCAAGAGCUCAGGAGGAAACAGGUGAAAGACAGCCGACACGUCUACGAGGGCAAAGACGGAGCCAUAGAGGACAUCAUCACGGCUCUAAAGAAGAAUAAUAUAACUAAAUUUCCCAAUGUCCACUCGAGGGUAAGGAACUCGUCCAGUAGCACCCCUGUAGUGGUGGAUGUGUCCCAAACCUGGCAAGCAUCUCUUUAUUACCUCCCUUCCUCUUUUACUGUCCUCUCCUUUAGGAUCAUCCUCCCUCUUCCUCUGUUACCUCCUCCUCUUAUCCCCGGUAUGACAAUGCUAAUGUUGAAUGAUUAAAAAAAAAGAAAAGAAACAGUUACACCUCUUAACAGUAUCUCUGUUUGCAUGUCUCAGUGGUAACUCCCAGAGACAGUCGACCCGUGAGGCUUUUUUUCUGUGUAGACCUCAUGCUGCUUUGAAAGACAGGCUGCCAGCACUCUGAGCAUGUGGGCUCAUCAAAACCGCCCUGACAAGAUGACUGACAGCUCUUUUAUUCAUCCCUCCCCAUCAAUCCCUUCACAGAUUUGAGGAAUCAGCCUUACAGGCGAGCGGACGCUGUGCGGAGGAGUGUCAGGAGACGCUUUGAUGAUCAGAACCUGCGGCCGGUGAACAACGGCGAAGUGGUCAUGUGACGAGGGGGACAGUGCAUGUGCUGGGAGGGGAGAAGAUGGUGAGGAUGUGUGUGACGUCAAGAGAGGGAGGGACGGGAGGUCGGAUGCAGUUUGAAGGAUGGAUAAGUGAAAGAUGACGAGUUGUAGCAACCAUAGAGACGAGUAUGUAUAUAUAUUACAUAAGAAUACACGUUAUUCCAUGUCUGUGGUAUCGUAGCUUUUCAUGAAGGACUGAGACAUGUGUGGGACUGGAUUUAAAGUGUCGGAAAGGUUGAUUCACAAACCUUAGACAAGCCAAGUGCCUGAACUUAUUUUUGUGGGCUAAUGUCUUCUGUUUGUCUGAUUUUUUUUUUUUUUAAUACUCCCCCACUUCGAGCAAUACAACUUGACCUGGCUUUAAUAUGUGUGUACAAGUGGACUUGCUGUGGCCUUAAGAGCCACGUGAAGAGACGCUUCCUCGGAAACAGAAUGUAGAAUGUAUACGGGACGUUUGCCCUGUAGCUGUUACAAAUAUUACAUCUCUUAGUAUCUUGGUACAUUCCGGUGCUCCUUUUCCAUUCCUCAUACAGACGCGUGCUCGCCCUGCACUUUCUUUUUUAACAUCUCGAGGCUUCAAAACUUUGACUUAAAAGGGCUGAUGAGCAGGCUUGAAGAUGGUGAUGAGAAAAUCACUGAACUCAAUAUUUGUACAAAAGUGUGUACAACCCCUAUUCCAAAAAAUUUUGGUCCCUCCCAAAUUUUUUGGGAAAUGUUGCGGGCAGCAAAAGUCAAUAUUAGUUUGAACAUCAAAGGCCCUAUUUAAUGCUAAUUUUCAUAUCAUGUUUUUAUUUUGGGUGUCUACUGGAAAAUCUUUACUUUUUAAUUAACACAUUUUUCUCAUACCCCCCCUGGUUUUACAAUUCUCCCUUAUUUCCCCUGUUGUUUGACAUUUCUUCUCAGUUUUUCCCCUUUUUAACUAUCAUUACCAGUUCCUGUCACUUUACAGCGUGUACUCUGCUGUAUUGUUACGCCUCAUCGUCCAGAGAGAGAGAGACAGACAGACAGAGAAAUGGACAGGAGAAGAAAUACUGGAACACAUUUCAGAUGCCCUGGAGAUAAGAAUUCUAGAUUCAUGUGUACAGUUUAAAAGGAAAGUCUGCCAAGUCAGUUUUUCUGUUGAUCACACUGGUCGCACUGCGUCAUUCCCCAUCAGAAGUCUGACAAACAGGGCAGUGGGCUUCGUAAGGGCUGAGGCAAAAAAAUUAAAGAAUGAAUGAAAAGUGAUAUAUAUAUUACUUUAUGCUACAGAUGUAUGCAAGUUUACACUAGAAAGUGAAUUAUUCUAAAAGUAAAAAUAAAGAGUAAAAUUAACAUAAAAUGCAGUAUUUUGUCAUUGUCAUGCUUUAAAAAUCAUGCAGGAAAAACGUCCUUGAACCUCAAGUAUUUGGGGGGUGGGAGCCUCAGAACCGCACUUCGGUUUUGAAAUUCUCCCUAGUUUUAUAUUCUCAAGGUUGGCUGGUAAGUUUCUGUUCACCCUCCAUCUGAACUCUCCUGUCUCUUUCAGCGCCCCCCCGCCCCCACAAAGCCCAAUCUGCUCUGAUUGGUCAGCUUUCACAGGCCCGAGCAGUGACUGUCCCGCUGUGUUUCCACAUUAGCUCUGACGCUGGUUUUUGCAACCACAACAUUCAUACAGCACUUAGACCUGCUCUAUAACCAAAAGGACAUGGAGGUGUAACUCUACAAUAUGGGACCUUUUUAAAUAUGGCGUCCUGGCACUGUACUCACGUGAAAAUAGGUCAAAAAUGGUUUGUAAACCAUUGCUUUCGAUUAUUAUUUACAUGUUACAAGGUCUCAGCUUUUUUUGGAGUAUGGGUUGUAUAAGGAUGAUGAAGAACACAUGAAAUAAAAAAUAAAAAAUUAAAACAGUAAUUCAAGUCUGGGCUAAUGUGAAUGUUAGAUGUGAGGCCUCUCCAUGCUGAAGUUGUUAACAGCUCAAGCCUGAAUUUGUAGCUCUUAAUCCACAGAAGUAGGCCGCCUGCUAACUUAAGUCUACCGUCCAUUUGGAAUUGUUGCAUUUCUGUAGCAGCACAUCAUUUUGUUUGGUUUGUGGGAACAAAUAACGAGAAUAAAUUAACUUGUAAAGCAACGUAAAAGAUGUUUUCCUACCAAGCUGCAUGAACCUUACUGGAUGAUCUCAUCGUCAUAACUGGAUAUACCUUCUGCAUUUCAUCUCUGUCAAAAGUUUUUUACAGAUUAAUUAUAUCCAAGGCUACUGUGUCUACUCACUUUAUUGUAAUUUUAAUGUAUAGUAUUUAACCACUGAAAGGAUUCCUUUAAGCUCAUCAUCAUCAUUUAAACGUGUCCACGGUCAUUAAAAAACAAAUUCACAACACACAAAAAAAGUUUCCUAAAUGUACAGAUAUUUUGUUACAACUUUUUUUUUUUUUUUACUUUAUUCACAUCACCAGAUGGUUAUUAUUGUACAUAUUGUUUAAACAAAAGUUUCCAUUGCCUUGUGCUAUACAACUUGAAUGUUAUUUUAACUUAUAGUUUUUUGUUUCCAUUUUUUGUAUAUUUAAUUAAGCCAAAUGAAUCUACAGUAGUGUGUUAAAUCAUCGUGUCUCAUGCAGGAGGCAGCGGAUCACUGAACUUGCUCGCGGGUGUGUCACAGGGGCGUCAAAGCCAGCUGAGAAAAAAACAUGUUCUGAUGUGCAAGUGUUGGUGCAUUUGAACAGAUUUAAACUCUUGAAUCAAACACCGGUCUCCACUGGUUGGCCUGUGAUCAGCUGGUUUUGUGUCCUUGUCACACACCCUCCUGUGAUUAUCUCCACUGAAGCACAUGCUGCCGUUCAUCUCUUUUUUUCUCAACUUCACUGUUUGUAAUAGUGACUCUAUCUCUAACUGGAUAAUACUGGCAUGUUUUGUUUUGUUUUGUUUUGUUUUUUUUUUUACUUUCACCAGAAAUGUAUUUUAGGCAGUUUGUGCUGAUUACAAAAUAACAAGCUUUUUUAAAAAUUAGGUGAUAUGAGAUUUUCAACAAAUAUGAUCAAAUAAACUAUUUACAUUGAAUAUAAAAAAA